Messenger RNA from Leptinotarsa decemlineata (Colorado potato beetle), 636 nucleotides. RefSeq lists its product as uncharacterized. Lineage: Eukaryota; Metazoa; Arthropoda; Insecta; Coleoptera; Chrysomelidae. The record is from RefSeq and is a predicted model, not a curated record.
AAUAAAGAAGUGUUAGGGAAAAUUAAAUAUGUAAAUGAUAGAUUAGAAAUAAAUACAAAUAGCACAAAUGAAAUCAUCAAUGAGAAAGAUGAGGAAAAUAAAAAUAAAUUCAUCACUUUAGAAAAUAAAAUUAGGGAAAUAGAGGAAAAUGGACUUAAAACCAAAGUAGAAACCACCUACAUAGGACUGUGCCAAAAUGUACAAAACAAUAACAAAUUUGAGGGCAAUAUUAAAAAGUUACAUCCAAUUGUAUUUAUUAAAAUCUUAAAGAAUAAAAUUAAUAACAAAAUUAAGGGUGAGGAAAUGAAAGACAUAAUUAGGCAACAUCUGGUAAAUCAACCAUGCAUAUGGUUCAACAGCCAGGAAAACAAUAUUCAAACUUUUGAAGAUUUUGAGAAUUUAUUUAUUAGACAGUAUUGGGGGGAAAAUGCGCAAUUGAAAAUAAGAGAUAAACUUCAAUUUGGAAAAUUUGACGAAUGCAGGAGUCAAAAUUAUAAUAAUUACGCAAUUCAAUUAUAUGCAACAGCACAAUAUCUACAACCAAAAAUGAGAGAAGAUGAAAUGGUAGGAUAUAUUAGUAGGCAUUUUAGGCAGGAAAUAUUUGAAAUUAUUAGCAUGCAUGAAAUCAAGAAAUAG